CGCUUAUACCUUUCUGAAGUUUAUAAUCGGGUGGACUCUGGUGCUCCUAGCAGAUUUUAUACUGGAGUUUCGAUUGGAGUACCUGUGGCCCUGCUGGCUAUUCUUCAGGAGCGUCUACACCACUUUCCACUGCCAUGGGCUGGUGAGGACUUUAUCAGUUCGGCUGUGUCCAAAUGUCACCCUAUUCCCAAUAUAGUGCACUACUUUUGACCAGAACCCUACUGUUGACCAUAGGGCUCUGGUCAUAUGUAGUGCACUAUACUAUAGGGAAUAAGGUGCCAUUUGGGACACAAACCUACUCUUUAAUGGUCUUCUAGACUAGAGUCAAUAGCAAUAAGGUAUUGAGAUCAAGAUAUUGUUGAAAAUAGUUAUAGGCCUUGCAACCUGUUAUAAAUGCUAUAAACCUGUUAUAUACCAAAACUAAUUGUCUUCUUGUUCGAAACUCAAGCAAUGAAUCCAGACAGAAUUAAAUUAUCUUUCCAACAUAACACCAACGUAAUGCACUGUCUCUCUGUUGCAGAUUAUUUGUGUGCUGUUUGUGUGUGCGGCGUUCACCCUGGACAUCUUUUGUUUAGUUUUUGUUCCCCUCCACUGGUUGUUCUUCGCAGCCAGCACCUAUGUCUUAUUCAAUUACAUUUGUCACACAGGUAGGUGUGUCAAACCUGUUUUACAGUAAAAAAAAAAGUAGCUAUUGUAUUGCCUAGCUGUGGAAUUCCUUAGAUAAGGAUAAUGUGGAAUGUUAUUUAAUUGUUGUCUAACAACUCACAUUUUCUGUAACGGGUUGAAACAAACCAUUCCGUUAAUGGGGUGAAACCUUCCAUUACGUACAUUUUCGAAAUUUCGAAAUCUGCAAUAUAUAAUUUACGAGAAUUGACCUAAUGGAAGGUUUUAACCAGUUACAGAGAACUGUAAGCAUAUUAUCAGCUGAUAGGCCUACAGGUUUUGUUUGUAAAAGCACAGUUUUGGUGGUAGCUACAGUAUAAUCACAUGCUUUGUAUUUUCUCUUGGUAAUACAAUGUUUUUUUGUAAUAAUAAAUUAUUUCUUCCUCUUAGAGAAAGGCAUCUGUAUGUCGACGGUGUCCCUGUGGGUGCUGCUGGUGUACACAGAGGUUUCGCUCAGGCUCAAAGAUCUGAUGAACUCCCACGCCAACCUGUCUCAUCUCUUCGCCGCUCACUGGUGGGUCGAUUGAACACUAAGCACUUCUCACCGAAUAGUCUCUCUCGAGCAGAAUCUUCCAAACACACCUGGUUUAUACACUGUAGAUCCCUUCUAAAUGCCUGCUCACGAUGCAAGGAUUUUCACACCACUUGAAUUUAGUGGAUUUAAGAGUGUCUUGCGUCGAAUUGAAUCACAAAUCGUAGAUCUCGUUGUAUACUUUGGUUGUGCACGUGUUUGUCAUGACACACUACUCACAAAGCAUUUUGAAAUACAUGUAGGCCAUUAUUUAUAACAAUAAUUGUUUAUAUGGGAAACUGCCAAAGAGAUGCUGUAUUACACAUGUGUUUGAUUGAUUGGAGCCUAGGUGAUCAUGCACUUGCAUUGUGAAUAUUUAGCCCACAUUUCUCACACCUGAUUAUCUCUCCGCUCCCCCCCCCCCCCCCUCUCUCUCUCUCUCCCCCUUCCUAUAUCUCUCUCCUCCUCUGCCCCUCCCCUCUCUCUCUCUCUUUCUCUCUCUCUCUCCCCCUCAGCAUUGGCUAUCCUGUUGUCUAUCUGGGGUUCGACGCCACCUGCUACUUCACCAGCAUCUUCAAGCUGCGCACGCAGAAAGCUGUGCAGAGCGAGAAUGACUUCCACAUGCACCUCCUGCAACAGUCCCUACCUCCGGGCCUGCAGCUUUACCCCAAGAGCAUCACUGACGGCAACGGCAGUAAGUACAGGGGAGGAUGUGCCUGCUACUUAUUCACUUCUGCACUGUUUUACACAAACUGUUAUGACAUGAUUCCUGAUCGAUAGUAGUACUUUGUUGGGUUGAUUGAAUGGGUAAGGCAGUUGGUUUUAGGUUAGACCCUUUAGAUAUAGGUAAAUGGCGAGCCCAGGGCCCAAAUUCACAAACCCUACUAGCCCUGGUCAAAAGUAGUGCACUACAUAUGGAAUAUGGUUCCAUUUGGGACGCAGAUAGUGCCAAGGGAGGAUAUAAUUAGUUAAUGUGCCACUUUAAUGUCCCUAUGCGUGCAGGAAGCAGAGAAAUGUUACAUCUCACUUUGAGUCCAAUAGACGGGUUGGUUGUUUAGCAACAAAACUAUGGGGCAAAACAGACGGGGUUGGCUUAUAUUGUUGACAACAUGUAAACUAUAUUUAGUCCGCAAAUGUUUAUUGAAAACAUAAAUGCAUUUCCACAAUGAGCACUUGUUGUCUCUCAAAUACAUCGCUACUGUUGUUGGUUAGCUAGCUAGAGAAUUUGAGCCAUAUUAGCAUAGACAUGAAAUCAGUCAAAACACCACAAAACAAGACAUGGUAUCAAGAACAAGAUAAAACUAGCUUAAACGAGCCUCCUAUUAUUCCCCACAUGGCAGCUCUCGUCAUUGUUGUUAGCUAUCUGACUGUUCAGAAUCACAAACUAGCACGGCUUCCGGCCACAUCGAUGCGUGCACAUCAUUUUCGUGAUGUUGUCAGCCAACCCGUCUGAACUCUAUAGCAAGAUAUUGUCUUUGAAAUAUAGCCCUUUUUUCCCCUGCAGACUCAAAGUGGAGGCCCAAACCUGAGUCUAGCCAGUACCAGUGUCAGAACGGUGCUCUGGCGUCUGAUGAGAGACUCACCUUGGACUGCCUCCAGAUCCACAGCGAGGAGGAGCAGGGAGGGGCUGAGAGGGGUGUGGAGGAGACAAAGCUGGGACACUCAAACCCCCAGCCGCCUCUGUCUUCCAAACCCAGAGACCCCCCCACCGACAGGGGGGCAGGAGGAGGGUCGAUGGAGUCCUCAUCCUCCCCCAAAAAUCAGCCUCAGGAGGAGCAAGGCGGCAAAGUCCCCCGGGCCGCCAAAGGCUCUUCCUGCUCCCCCAAAGCAUGCAGGACAUCCCCCGGCGCCGCCUCCAACAUCCUUUCGCCUCCUCCUCCCACUGGCAGGGCUGACAGGAAGCAGAAGAACGGCUCCAAAACGGUCAGCCCCAAUCGGGACGCCGCAGACAAGGGCCCCGCCGCUCCCAAUCCGAAUCCUCACGCUGACCAGAUCACUAAGUAGAGACACUCUGCCACCGUUCACUUUGGUUUCAUUAGCUUUGGAGACAUACAGAGAGUAUGAGUGUAUUACUUAAUCACCUCUCUCCCCCUCUCUCUUCUACCUCUCUAAACUACCCCCUUCUCCCUCCCCCUCUCCCUGUCCCCCAGGCUGGAGCAGGAGAUGAAAAGUCUGAAGGGCGAGCUGCAGGCCAGCAGACAGAGUGAGCAGGAGUUGCACAGCCACAUCUGCAACCUGACCAACAGUGAGCGCAGCCUGAGGCCUGAGGUGUCCCUGCUCAGGCAGAACAACGAGCUGCUCCACAGCAAGUGAGUGAUAAGUUAGCAUUUUAUUGUCUGUUUUAUCAGAAAUGUACCUUGCAUUGUAAAGUGGGCCUAGUGCCACUGCUUUUGGCUCCCCCUGCUGGUUACACAUAUGCACUGACACUCUUUGUUUCGAUCGUUAUGUCAUGUGGUCAUCCCCCUCCACAUAUUUCACAAUUUUAUUCUGUAUUUCACUCAACACAGUUUAGCACAGCACAACAAGAAUAUGUGGAGUAGUAUGCUGAUACAAUAAUAUGAUUAUACAAAAUUAAAUAACUAAAUGACUAUCCAUGUUAAGUGCUACAGAAACCCUUUUCACGUUUUGAAGCUUCUAACCAAUUUACUGGGAAUGGAAAGUAUUGAUUCACAUACACCAAGGCUGCGCCUGAAAUGCCACUUUAUUGGGCCCAUAUGGCUCUGGUCAAAAGUAGUGCACUAUGUAGGGAAAAGGGUGCCAUUUGGCAUGCAUUCCAAGUACUCUCGAUACUGGGGUCUCCAUUUAGUUUAGAACAUUGUGGUUGGAUUCUGUGUUUCAGGAUCUUGUGUCUGACCAAGACCAGGCAGAAAGACAAGCAGACCAGCGCUGUGCUGGAGAAGAAGACCAAAGCAGAGACAGAGGCCAGGCUCUUUAUAGAGAAAAAGCUGGCCGAACUCCAGGCUCACAAACUAGAGGAGGUGGCCAUCUUAGCGCAUAGUAGUCUACCAAACAGGUAUGGCACUCACUUUCUCACCUUCGGCCAUUUUGUAUUCAAAUGUAUGUAUGACUUGUAUGUUACGUAACAACCAUUACCCUCAGAGGCUAUUGAGGCUGCAUCUCAAAUGGCACCCUAUUCCCUAUGUAGUUCACUACUUUUGAGCAAGGCUCAUAGGACUCUGGUCAAAAGUAGUGCACAAUAUAUACGUGUAAAUAUGAGUCUAUACUCCAGAUCAUGCCUAAUUUCACCAUCACUUGCUUUCUUUAUUUGCUGUACUAUUAACUUGCUUUUCAUUGCAGCCUGUAGCAACAGUCAUUUAAGUAAAAAAAAACUAAAACAAUUAGUGAACUAUAAUAUUUGGUUAAAACCCACAAAAAUAGAGAUGGAUUUCAAGAUGCCCCCUUGCUGUUGAUGAUGUGUCAUGUUUCUUACUCUGCGAACUACCCCUCCCAACCCCCCAAAUAAGUGGCACCUCUCUGACGACCUGCUCAAAACAAGCCUGUACUAUUCUCUGUAUCUCCCACCACACUAGGCAGGAAUACUCUGAGACCCUAAUGUUAAGGAAAAAAGCAAAAGAUCUAGAGACAGAUUACAAACAACUGCAGCUGGAGAGUCAAGGGAAAGAAGGGCGUGUGAUAGCUCUAGAGAAUCAAGUGGAGGUAAAAAAAAUUAAAAAAUACUACUCUUUCACAUGAGUGGGUUCCAUACGAAUGUACGUGUCGAGUUUGUACGUUUUGACUUCUUGCACUUGUGUACGGUGCUCGUUGUUGAAGUGAUACUCCGUUGUCUUGUUUUGGAUAUGCCGUUUUGUAGACGUGUGGUUUGUUGCGUGUGACUAUUAUGUGUGUAAUUAUUUGUGUUUGUGGAUUUGAAUAGCAGGAAAUUGUUUGGUCCAGUGAUUUGAGGACUUUUGGAUCAUCUGUUUUUUGUGUGUUUUGGCCUGAACUCAACGUACUGUAACGUGGGCACUUUGUAAUUGCAUUCAUCGAUACUGUAUGCUAAUUGUAUUUGUUUCACAUAUAUUUGAUAUUUUGUCAUCUGUGAUAUUGUUUUCUUGUGGUGACAUACUCCAUGAAGCAUGCAGACAUUGCAGAGGCAGAAGCCAAGUCUUUCAUAAAACAUUGUUGUUAUGUGGUGCAUUGGUUCCCUAACUGGGGAAAUUGUGUUUCUAAUGAGGGCGUUACAAUUCUUCAGCACACAAAAAGCAGUAUAACUAUAAAACAAAAAAAAUGUGUGUUUGGGGAGUACCUUAGAAUGACUGCACCACCAGGGUCAUGUUCAGUAGGGCACACGUUUUAAAACAGAAAAACAACAAUUUCUUAUUGGAAAACUCCAGGUAGAACCACCCUGUUUCACUCAGUUCCAAACCGUUUUUCUCCUGUUUAGUGCCUACUGAACUCCACACAACUAGUCCAUGCUCCUCUGUUAGCCUGGAAUCCACACUGAAUUCACUACGUUUCACCAUCGUUUCACUUCAGAACAAUGUAGCAAAAUGUAGCAAAAUCCAUGUAGGUGCCUGCCAGGCUCCUACUGUGUGCCCCUGGGGCUAUUUCGAGUGUCUCUCUCCCUGCUCUCAUCCCAGGCCCUGGGGAAGUAUCGUUGUAUGGAGCAGGAGGAUCAGGACAUGCUGUUCUCCGCCCUGUCGACCCUGCAGCAGAAGGCUCAGCGUCUGGAGUACAACCUGAGUGCUGAGACGCGGAUCAAACUGGACCUGUUCUCAGCCCUGGGAGAUGCCCGCAGGCAGCUGGAGAUAGCACAAGGUCCCCCUUCCCCUCCCCACACUCACUGUUUAUUGGGACAAUUGACACAUUUGUUGUUUUUGGCUCUGUACACCUGCACUUUGGAUUUGAAAUGAUACAAUGACUAUGAGGGUAAAGUGCAGACUGUCAGCUUUAAUUUGAGGGUAUUUCCAUUCAUAUCGGGUCAACCGUUUAGAAAUUACAGCACUUCUUGUACAUAGUCCCCCAAUUUUUGGGGACCAAAAAUUAUUGGGACAAAUUCACUUGUAUGUGUAUUAAAGUAGUCAAAAGAUUAGUAUUUGGGCCCAUAUUCCUAGUACGCAAUGAUUACAUCAAGCUUGUGACAUCAAGCUUGUUUUGGUUGUGUUUCAGAUUAUUUUGUGCUGUAAUUUCUAAACGGUUCACCCGAUAUGGAUGAAAAUAACCUCAAAACAAAGCUGACAGUCUGCACUUUAACCUCAUAGUCAAUGUAUAAUUUCAAAUCCAAAGUACUGGAGUACAGUGCCAAAACAAACAACAAAAUGUCUCUAUCCCAAUACUUUUGGAGCUCACUGUAGCUCUAUAGAAAUGUGUUAUAGCUCUAACAUUGUGUUAAAGCUCUAUAAAGCAUUGAUUUAGCCGAUUGCCAACUUGAGAUCUGUGCAUGUAGCUUGAACAUUUGCGUAAAUCGUCUAUUAAUAUCAAUGGGAGAUUUGCGUGAAUGUUCCAGUUAUGCGCCCGGUUCUUAUGUGAGGAUUCGGCACUGUGUGCAGUAAGGAGAGUUUUUCUUUCAUUUUACUAUUUUUUACAUUGUAAAAUGGUGAAAACAUCAAAACUAUGAAAUAACACAUAUGGAGUAACCAAAAAAAGUGUUAAACAAAUCAAAUAGCCACCCUUUGCCUUGAUGACAGUAAAAAUAAAGAAAAACCCUUGAAUGAGUAGGCGUUCUAAAACUUUUGACCGGUAGUGUAAAUCAUUUGGGUUAUUUUUUGUAUCUAAGUCUCAUCUGUUGCAUAUCGUAUCUCUGCAUCUACUUCUGUCCCGCAGGAAAAGUAAUGAAGCAGGAGAAGGAGAUCAGCGACAUGAAACAGAAGAUCGCAGAGUUCAUGGCUGUCAGUCCUGGCAUGUCCUUCAUGAUGCCGCGGCCCAACGCGCCGCAGUACCUCACCAAGUUCCUCAACUCGGAGCGCUACGUGCUCAACCGACGGGCGCUGAUGUACCAGUGUCUUAAGAAAUGA
This is a messenger RNA of Coregonus sp. 'balchen', 7128 nucleotides long. Lineage: Eukaryota; Metazoa; Chordata; Actinopteri; Salmoniformes; Salmonidae. The record is from the annotation of a GenBank genome assembly.